GCUCAUCGUCACUGAAAUAGAGAUGCGCAGAAGCCAUAGCAAACAAGCAGCGUUGCUUUUGUGUCGACCACCUUAGUUUGAACCCACUUGCGUUUAACCCUGUUCUGCUCCUGAGAAUAUGCAUAUUGCACUGUAACUGGCAUUCGCGGGCUGCACCACCAGUAUCUGAGCUGUUACAACGCGAUGCCUUGAGAUUCCGCACCAAGCAACGAGCUUCCAGUCGCUUGAGCAAGUAUGGCAUAUAUGAAUCAACCGCAGCCGCAGCCUCCAUAUCCAUGCUGUGACACCUGUGGAGUGGAGGCCCGCUGCAUGCAGACUCGCUCCGAGUCGAGCCCGAACCUCGGCAGGUGGUUCUUCAAAUGUCCUGACGGACACAAGAACCGAUUCUUCUGGGCAGAUGAGUGGCGCCGCCCGGCGCACCCUGGCCCCGCCGGCCACCAGCAGCACGCGGCUCCGCAGCACGGCGGCCUGCCUCAGCCCCCGCCGCCCCCUCAGCACGGCUACGACACCCACGGCAGCCCGCGCUUCGGCACUGCAGCAUCCCAGCAGGACGUCCCCUUCCAUGCGGGACAGCCCGGGCACCAGCAGCCGCUGCCGUACCCCCAGACGCCGCAGCAGCCACGCCCGGCGCCGCCGCAGAUGCAGUCGCCGCCCGCCGCUGCGGGCCAGGCGGGUGGAGGGCCGUACGCGACCCCGCAGGCCCCGACCGGGGUCGGCGGGGGCAUGCUGGUGCAGGUCCAGGUGCUGGAGAUCGCGCCCGGGGACCUCGGCCUCAAGACGCCCGUGUACCAUGAGCCCUUUCGCGACGUCAUCAUGCAGCUACCCUGGCCCGAGUCGGGUCGGCACUGGGACAAGGGCGUGGGCGUGUGGCGCAUCCGGUCGGGGUGCUACCUAGAGGCCCGUGACCUACUGACCCGCAACGGCUACCGAGUGCAGGACGCACCGCCGCGGGUGCUCGACAUUCUGGUGAAACGGACGUCGGCUUGGAGCCCACGAACGACGUACAAGCAAGCAGAAGAGUGGGUGCUCCCCAAGGUGGACCCGGAGCUGUGGGGGCGGCUGUUCGCGUACCAGCGGGAGGGCGUGCUGGCAGGCGUGCGCUUUGGGGGCCGCGUGCUGUAUGCGGAUGAGAUGGGGCUGGGCAAGACCGUGCAGGCCCUGACGCUCAUGUCCUGCUACACGGAGGACUGGCCGCUGCUGAUCAUCUGCCCCACGUCACUACGCUUCGCCUGGGUUGCGGCGGUGCAGCAGUGGCUGCCGCCGCACCUGCAGCCCGCGCCGGCGGACCUGUGGCAGGUGGGCGCAGUCACGGACUGGGACCGGCUGGCGGCGGCGGCGGGCAUUGAGCCUGGCUCGGAUCACGAGGAGUACCCGCGGGGAGGCGGCAGGGCUGGUGGGGGCGGGCGGUUGCGGCCGCACAUUGCGGUUGUGAGCUACGACCUGGCCACCAAGAUAGCGCCGCAGCACGCCAGCAGGUACCGCGCCAUCAUCUGCGACGAGUGCCACGCGCUCAAGAAUCGGACCACGCAGCGCGCGCAGAAGAUCGGGCCGCUGGUGCGCGCCGCGGACCGUGCAGUGCUGUGCACCGGCACCGCCAUCCUCAACCGCCCCAUCGAGCUGUUCACGCAGGUGGACAUGCUAAAGCCCGGCCUGCUGGGCUCCUACACCGAGUACGGCGACCGCUACUGCGUCAACACAGCCAACACCUUCUACCAACAACAACAACAACAACACCAGACUCCCAACAGCCCCGGAGCCGGAGGCCGCGGCAGUAGCGGAGGCCGCGGCUACGGCGGAGGACGCGGCGGCGGCUACAGCCCGGCUGGGGGCUUCCCGGGCCAGGAGUACACGGGCGCCAAUGCGCUGGGGGAGCUGAAGGCGGUGCUGGGCGAGUGUGUCAUGGUGCGGCGGCGAAAGGACGAGGUGCUGGGGGACCUGCCGCCCAAGAUACGCUCCAAGGUGCCGCUGCAGCCGUGUGAGGACGACCUGCGGCGUGUGGCCGCCGACCUGCGGGAGCUCAAGAGGGUGCUGGCAGCGGCGGCGGCGGGGCACAUGAGCGGCCACGAGGCGCUGAGCGCGAGGCAGCAGGCCUGGAGUGCCGCCUACCGCGCCACGGGCCCCGCCAAGCUGACGGAGGCCAAGGCCUUCCUCACGCGGCUGCUGGAGCGGGACGCCGACGACGCCACCGCCACACAGGCCGCCGCCGCUGCAGCCGCCGCAGGAGGUGGUGGUGGUGGUGCUGCUGGCGGAGGUGGUGGUGACGAGGCGGGUGGUGGUGGUGGUGUGAGUGGGCCCUGCAAGGUGCUGGUGUUCGCGCACCACCAGGAGGUGCUGAACGGCCUGCAGGAGCACCUUAAGCAGCUCAAGGUGAUGCACAUGCGCAUCGACGGCUCCACUCCCGCCCACGAGCGCGACAAGGCGGUGGCGGCCUUCCAACGCCUGGGGCCCCGCACGCCGCGUGUGGCGCUGCUGUCCCUGCACGCCGCCGGCACCGGCCUCACCCUCACAGCCGCCACGGUGGUUGUGUUUGUGGAGCUGGACCAGAGCCCCUCGUUGCUGGUGCAGGCGGAGGACCGCGCGCACCGCGUGGGGCAGGCGGCGCACGUGCACGUCUACUACCUCAUGGCCAAAGGCACGCUGGACGAGCAGAUUUGGGCCAUGUUGGAGCGAAAGCGCUUCGUGUGCGGGGCGGCGCUGGACGGCCCUGGGCCCGCAGCAGCAGUGGCUGCCGCCCCCGCGGGGGCGGCCGCCGCUGCCUAUGACACUGCGCCUGUGGGCACGACGGGCGGCGCCGGCAGCAGCGGCGGUGCCGGCGGUGCCGGUGGAGGCGGAUUCGGCGCAGCUGAGGGGGGCGGCGGCGCUGUGGGGGUCGAAGGGGAGGUGGAUCUGGAUCUGGAGGGCCUGGAUGAGCAGCUGUUCGAAUCCGCGAGCCAGCCGCAGGAGCAGCUGUGGGGAGGCAGCGCCGGCGCUGGCUCUGGUGCGGGUGCGGGUGGCGGCGGUAGCGCCGGUAGCGGUAGUCAGCUGUACGGGUACGGCGUCCCGCGAUCGGCUGGGUCGGGAUAUGGCACCCCCGCCGGCGUCGUCGCUGGUGGGGCGGCGGCAGCAGGCGGCACCCAAGCGGGCGGCACGCAGGGCGCCGGCGGCGGCAGCAGCGGCGGCGCUGGCGGCCGCGGCGUUGCGGCGGCGGGUGGCUCGCACUCGGACGCAGUCGUCGCCAUGCGCCGCAACCUGUUCUGGGACAGUGACGAAGACGGCGACAACGGUGGUGGCGGCGGUGGCGGCGGCGGGCGGGGAACGCCGACUGUGCAGCGCGGCGGCGGCAGCGGUGGCGGCGGCAUCCACACACCGCCCACGCAGCCGCCGCCUGCCGAUGGCCACUAUGGUAGUGGCUGGGCUGGAAGCGGCGGCGGCGGCGGCGGCGGCGGUUACGGGAGCGGCAGCGGCCCGGGUGACAGCACCGGCCGCCCUGGCUCGCAGCUGGGAUCAGGUCUGGGCGGCUCGGGUCGGGCGGGUAGUGCUGGGGCGGCGGCGGUGGCGGCCGCGGCGGCGGCGGCGGCAGGUCAGGCAGCCGCAGCAGCAGGCGGGGAUGUGGAGAUGGUGGGCGACGUCGAGCUGGUUGGAGCAGGCGGAGGCUCGGGCGGGGGCGGGGGCGGGGGCAGAGGUGGGACUCAGAACAGCAGCAGCCACGUCCACAGCCACCCCGCCGACACCCACACCCGCGCCAACGCGGCUGCGUCAUGGGGCGGUAGGGAAGCGAGCGGCGGCGGCAGGGGCGGCAGUUGGGAGCAAGGGACGGUCGGGGUGGGAGGAGGCGGGGGCAGUGAGCUGCGACGGCGAGAGCGGCGCGAAACCCCGCCCUACCCGCAAACCCAGGUCCUUGCGGGCCAGCAGCAAGUGCAGCAGCAGCAGCAGCCGGGCUCGCAGCCGCAGGGCGGCAGUAGCGGCAGCGGCAGGCGGGGCGGGGGCGGCGGCGGCGGGAGCGCGAGUGUGGUGGUUGACUUGACGCAGGCCGAUGAUGAUGACGGCGGUGGCAGUGGGGGUGGAGGUCAGCAGGCGGCAAAGCGGCGCAAGGCGGAGAAGGUCGAGAUUGUAAUUGACUGAGGGCGUCUGGCCGUAGGCUGGACGACCGUUAUGGACCCUGAGCCCUGCCAACGGCGCAGGUUGGCAAACCACUUGAGACUAAAUUUGUCAAGUCUCAGGCGGGCGGGGCUCAGGCAAUGGCUCAGACAUUGGCGUUGCAACGUUUGUAGCUAAUCUCUUCUCCGGGGUGCGGGUAUCGUCGCGCUGCUACACGCAAGGAUGUUGCGUCGGAUGUUGCGUCGGAUGGCUUGGCAGUGUUGUUGUGCUGAAGCGUGCAGGAGGUUGGGGCUGCGCCCAUGUGUAAAUUAGGCUUUUGUUUAAUAGCCUUGAUGGUGGGCGAGCGCAGGCUGUCUUGCGCAGACGAAGAGGACUGGACCGCCGCGUGAGGCAUGCAAGUGCAACGCAUGCGGGGUGGGCUGCAGGGGGUGUUUGUCGGAUCGGCAUUUUCAAAAUCGUCGCACAACUGACACCUGGCCACUGUAAUUACAGUAUCGC
Molecule: messenger RNA, 4575 nt
Organism: Chlamydomonas reinhardtii
Lineage: Eukaryota; Viridiplantae; Chlorophyta; Chlorophyceae; Chlamydomonadales; Chlamydomonadaceae
Exons: 17
Coding region: 310-4101 (1263 amino acids)
Biological process (GO): DNA repair; replication fork processing
Cellular component (GO): nuclear replication fork
Molecular function (GO): ATP-dependent chromatin remodeler activity; ATP binding
Source: RefSeq, a predicted model, not a curated record